GCCGCUAUUCGAUUCCGGGCUAGACGUGAAUGAUCCAACUCACGACCCAGAGACUGUCAACAGCGCCUGGACCAACACAUGAUGAUACCGUUGUUAAUUAGGCAUCUCGUUGUCCAACGUUAUGCUUCUGAGGUGUGAACCUUGUUUCGAUCUACCACGGCCGCCAUGUCCGUGCGGACGGGACGAGAGAGGUUGGCCAAAUCCUAUUAAAAGCCAUCUUUGAGGUUUAUGUUUUUUAUGACGUAUCUUCGAAUUGGAGUGUCUAAAGAUGAAGAUAUUUCGUUAUUCAAAACAGAAUCAGUAAAUGAUGAAUUGAACAUCAUGGUUGAGAAAGAGCUGCGUUUACAAGGGAUAUUGAAGCUUGAUAGACUGCUGUACGUAAGCAUCUCAACUGCCGACUUGGCGUGGUACUACAAGCAAACUCAAUUAUGUCAUCCAUUUAAGCACCCGUUCAUACCAAAACAUCUGGCAUUUCAAUUCACUCAGUUCACUUCACUUCCUUGAAUUGACAGUGGAAAUAAAAGUAAAAUGUCAAACAAUCUGCAAUACAUCUUCGGUGGCCCCAAGGCUUGGGACAGUGGUCUCUGGACCGCCUCAGACGAUCGCGUCCGCGGCGGCUCCAGCAUCUCACACCUCUACACCCACCCCACGCAAGCCAAAUUCUACGGCCAUCUUGACACCAAGACUCUCGGCGGCGCUGGCUUUGCUUCGCAGCGCACAGUCGGCGACCUAGCACUCGAUCUCUCCUGCACAGAGGGCAUAAAGCUCUCCCUUGGCUGGGACAGCUCGGAUCAGACUUUUACGCUCAACGUAAAGGACACCAUCCCUGGAAAGAGGGAGGAUGGGAGAGAUGAGGCUGGUGUGAGCUGGGAGUACGACUUUAAGGCGCCAGAGAAUGGAGGUGAGAUUUUCAUGAAGUGGGAUGAGUUCAAGGCGACAUAUCGUGGGAGGGAGGUUGAGGAUCCUGAGCCGUUGAAGCUGAAUGACAUCAAGAGAAUAUCUCUCAUGGCACGAAGGCAAGUUUCCUGUGUGUGAGACGGAGAUUGGUUGCUAACGUUGAAUAGCUUCUUUGAUAAGCAGGAUGGAGACUUCAAGUUGUAUGUCAACUGGAUCGCUGCUGUCAAGAAGGAUGAUAACGACAGCGAUGACGAUGGUGAUCUCAAGAAGCAUGCUCUUGAGCAGCGAUCUAGCCCUCGUCCUGUAUGGAAGAGGCUGUUCUGCGGUCUUUUGUAAUUGUACUAGAUACCUUCACGUCUUGUGUGUCGCUCACCAUGAUCGGAACUUGAAUACACAAAAGCAUUAUAUCGGGACCAGGGUUCUCUCUGCCUCCUUGGCUUGUUUAUUUCUAUCAAUAUUGGCAAUUUAUUCCUCAUGGCACUCUCUGUGAUCUGACUCGAUGGUUACCUGCAACUAAGAGAAGCUGGCUGGAUAUUUCAGUGGAAUCCUUUUAUACAACAUGAUGCAAACCCCAAGCACUUUCAAGGCCUAUGGCCACAGGUCAUGGCGUCUCAUGGAUUUCGACCUCCAAGUACUGCUGGCAUUAUAGAUAUCUUCUU
This is a messenger RNA of Fusarium odoratissimum NRRL 54006, 1556 nucleotides long. RefSeq lists its product as uncharacterized. The transcript has 2 exons. Lineage: Eukaryota; Fungi; Ascomycota; Sordariomycetes; Hypocreales; Nectriaceae. The record is from RefSeq and is a predicted model, not a curated record. Gene Ontology annotation, biological process: NADH dehydrogenase complex assembly. Bases 529 to 1035 code for a protein of 168 amino acids.